Messenger RNA from Chilo suppressalis (striped riceborer), 1869 nucleotides. NCBI's taxonomy places the organism in Eukaryota, Metazoa, Arthropoda, Insecta, Lepidoptera, Crambidae. The record is from the annotation of a GenBank genome assembly.
AUGUGGGCGUGCGAACCUGCGAUCACGACGACCGUGGUGAACAGCUACCACGCUGCCGGUCCGCUGUUCACGCAAGCUCUGCAGAGUUUCCUCGCAGCACAGUGUGCCUUAGCCGGCGAUCACUUGUGGCCUGCGGAUGCUACCUCUGCCCUUGAGAAUGAUCCGAACUAUGAUUUUAUCGUGGUGGGCGCUGGGUCUGCCGGGGCAGUGGUAGCGAAUCGUCUCAGUGAAAUACCAGAAUGGAAGGUACUUCUCGUUGAGGCUGGAGGGAAUCCUACAUUGGCAACAGAGACUCCACAAUUGUUUUAUAACAAUAUGGGCACUUCCGAAGAUUGGGGUUACAAAACAGAACCACAAGGUAACGCCUGCAGAGGCAGUAAAGGGGGAAGGUGCGCGUGGCCAAGAGGAAAGACUUUAGGAGGCUGCAGCAGCAUAAAUGCUAUGUUCUAUGUAAGAGGCAAUAAAAUUGAUUAUGACACAUGGGCUGCCGAAGGGAAUUACGGUUGGAGAUACGAGGAAGUCCUACCUUUUUUCAUAAAAAGUGAAAAUUAUUCAGGAGAAAUGAACGAGAACACGAAAAAAUAUCAUGGAAAUCAAGGUUACUUGCACGUAGGAAAAGAUGUGGAUGAGCACGAUUUCGAAAAAAUAAUCUUACACGCUGUUAACGAAUUAGGUAUCCCCAUACUGGAUGAUGUCAAUGGCGAUUCUCAAAUGGGUGUAUCAAGAACUUGGGCAACAAUAAAAGAUGGAUUGAGACAUAGUACAGCAAGGGCUUUCUUAAGUCCUAUUAAGGACAGAAAGAACUUACAUGUUAUUAAAAAUGCACUUGUUACACAACUUCUUUUUAAAACCAAUGAAAAUACAGUUACCGGGGUACUAAUACACAAAGACGGCAAAAAAAUCUCAGUAAACGUAAGGAAGGAAGUCGUUGUAUCGGCGGGUGCUAUAAAUACUCCACAGUUACUUCUUCUAUCUGGAAUAGGUCCCUCCAAACAUUUAAAAGAUUUAAAAAUUGAUAUUAGGACCGAUUUACCCGUUGGACAAAAUUUACAAGACCAUCUGUUAAUCCCGUUUUACUAUUCUUUACCUGGUGAUAGUAAUCUUACUUUAGAUAAAAUUGGACUAGAAUUCAUGCGUUAUGUUACUACGAAAGAAGGUCCAUUCUCUAACACCAGCCCACAUAGAAUUAUAACAUUUAUAAAUACUACUGAUGAAAAAUCAAAUAGCCCUGACAUGCAGUUUCAUUACCUCAUGUUUCCACCUGGACUAUACAAUUUAAUCGAUAUCUUAGAUUAUCACGGAUUCACUGAUGAAAUACAAGAAAAGUAUCGUAAGAUAAAUGACAAUCACGUCAUUAUGGUUAUUUAUGCAGUUGUAUUAUAUCCAAAAUCGAGAGGAAAAAUUGUUCUUAAAAGUAAAGAUCCUUUUGAAUAUCCAUUAAUUUAUGCAAACUAUUUCGAUGAUCCAGAAGACUUAAAUACAGUAAUGAGAGGAUUUAAGCAGCACAUCUCGAAGCUGGGCGAAACGAAAACUUUUAAAAAAUCCGGUUUGAAGCUACAAUGGUUAGAUUUAGAUGCAUGUAAAAAGUACGAAAAGGGUAGCGAUGAACAUUUAGAAUGUUACAGUAGAGAGAUGACUUUCUCUUUAUAUCAUCCCACGAGUACUUCAAAAAUGGGGUCCAUUAACGAUCAACAUGCCGUUGUCGACCCGGAGUUGAGGGUUAAUAACUUAAAAAAUCUUAGAAUAGCAGACGCAAGCAUAAUGCCUACAAUCGUUAGAGGCAACACAAAUGCACCAACAAUAAUGAUAGGCGAAAAGGGGGCUGAUUUAAUUAAAAAAACAUGGUUGAACACACACAGUGAACUUUAG